CAACAUCUAAUUCCUUCCCCUCAUAUUUUGGCUUAUAAGCAAAGAAAACUCAAAUGUCUCAUCCUAUAUACUUUGUCCCAUCUCUUGCAAUAUUGAAAUUUAACCACCCCAUUUCUCACCUUUGUCUUUGUGUUAGAGAGUACUACACCAUAUGGAACUAGAACUACCCCAAGUUCUUGAUCCCAAUGUUGAUCAUGACCAAACCCCGCCCCCCGCCCGUGUCGACUACCGUUCCAACGUCGACACUUCUAGGCCUUUUCGCUCCGUCAAGGAGGCCGUCGCCAUAUUUGGCGAGCGUUUCUUGGCGGGAGAGAUUUACACCCCUAAGCCCUUUAGUUUUCCUAGGAAAGAGACUCCGUUCUUUGCACCGAGUCCUGUAGUGGAACCAGAACCACAGCAUUGGAGCCACUCGUCCCCUAGUCCGAGGGGUCUAGCGUUGGCCGGGGCGGCAGUGGCGGCUAGGGCGGCAAGCCGAGGCGGAGACGGGGCCGAUGGAGCGAUGAUUAUAAGAGAGGAAGAGAAGAAAAGGGAUGCAUAUUUGAAAAUGGAGAGUGGUGCUUCACAAAGCUUGGCACAAAUCUUGAGUAUUGGAGAUGAGAAGGAAGGUUUGUUUGUGGGGAGGAAAAAGGAGAGGAAGUUAGUGAUGAAAAAGAAGCCAAUUGUUCCUCUUGUAGGGGACUUGUUUUCAAGGAAAAAGAGAACUUCCACUACUCUGCAUAAUCCUCUUUAUGCACCUUCUCACCUGCAGUGGAAUUGAUGAUGGUGUGAAUAAGGUUGAAUCAUAAGAAUGCUUGUUGUUUUUGUUUUGUUCUCUUGAAUAUAUUGUGUUAACUUUUUCUAUCUUUCUUUCUUUAAAUCUUGUUUAUAUUGUGUAAAAUGUGUUACCAAUAUGAUAGUUUUUUGGUGGGUGCUAAAGUAUUGUAC
Molecule: messenger RNA, 924 nt
Organism: Sesamum indicum (sesame)
Lineage: Eukaryota; Viridiplantae; Streptophyta; Magnoliopsida; Lamiales; Pedaliaceae
Product: WEB family protein
Source: RefSeq, a predicted model, not a curated record